Molecule: messenger RNA, 477 nt
Organism: Aureobasidium namibiae CBS 147.97
Lineage: Eukaryota; Fungi; Ascomycota; Dothideomycetes; Dothideales; Saccotheciaceae
Product: ctr copper transporter family protein
Exons: 4
Coding region: 1-477 (158 amino acids)
Biological process (GO): copper ion transmembrane transport
Cellular component (GO): membrane
Molecular function (GO): copper ion transmembrane transporter activity
Source: RefSeq, a predicted model, not a curated record
AUGGAUCACUCACACAUGGAUCAUGGAAAUAUGGGUCACGGCGGUAUGGACCACGGUGGCAUGGAUCAUGGAAACAUGUGCAACAUGAACAUGCUCUUCACAUGGGACACCAACAACCUCUGCAUCGUCUUCAAGUCCUGGCGCGUCACCUCCACCAUGUCACUUCUCUGGUCUUUGCUCGGCGUCAUGCUACUAACCGCCGGCUACGAACUCGUCCGCGAAAUCUCUCGUCGCUAUGAAGCCAGAGUUCAAAAGGAGAUUGAUGAUAUGCCGAGACGCUCUGCUGCCGACGCGUAUGCAAAGACCAAGACUAUCAAGGCUGCUUUAUACGCCAUUCAAGUAUUUUAUUCCUUUUUCAUCAUGUUGCUCUUCAUGACUUAUAACGGAUGGAUCAUGCUGGCUGUGGGAGUGGGUGCUUUUGUGGGUUACUUGAUGUUUGGCAACUCGACUGUUACAAAGAGUGCUGCUUGUCAUUGA